AUGGCAAAUAAUAUCCAGACAAAGUUGAAGAAUUAUAAGGCUGAGCCUUUUGAUGCCAGGUUUCCCAACAAAAACCAAACCUGGAACUGCUUCAAAAGUUACCUGGACUUCCAUUGCUGUACUAAAGCACUAACUUCAAAAGGUGCUGAUACUACUUCAUGCGAGAAGUAUCACAGGAUGUACAAGUCACUUUGCCCAAUUUCAUGGAUAAACAAAUGGAAUGAUCAGUUGGAAGAGGGCACUUUUCCUGGGAAAAUCUGA
Molecule: messenger RNA, 261 nt
Organism: Carcharodon carcharias (great white shark)
Lineage: Eukaryota; Metazoa; Chordata; Chondrichthyes; Lamniformes; Lamnidae
Product: cytochrome c oxidase subunit 6B1-like
Exons: 1
Coding region: 1-261 (86 amino acids)
Cellular component (GO): mitochondrion; respiratory chain complex IV
Source: RefSeq, a predicted model, not a curated record